AUGGACGGGUACAUUCCCAUGCGCGACCGGCAGGGAUUCGUGAAGAGCGACGGGUGGAAGGUGCCCCAGUUCUGGGAGAUUGAACGGAGUGGGGUGGGCAAGUCUGGCCAACUCGCGGGGCUCGCUGUGGAGGGAGGGAAGGGAGUGGACGGUGCUGCAGAGGACAGCCGGGCAAUUGGAGUAGGAGCAGGAGUGCAAUCUGCGAACGGAGCAGAAGGACCGGGAGGAUUGGGAAGUACACCCAAAGCAGACGUGAAGGGGGAGGAGGAGUGGGUCGAGACGACUGAGACCGACGGAAGGGAGGCGGAGCGGAUAGGCGGACAGAUGGUCGAUGUCGGGCAGCGCGCGACGCUCCCGGCGCCAUCUGCCGAUUCUGCUGUGGGACCAACAGCAGCGACGGUGACGGCGGGCGAGCCUGCUCCACCACAAGACAUCGACAAACAAUCGUAUGGAGCGCGGGACCUGCUCGAGAUGCCGCCAUUAGACCAGGUGACGCCCGUCUCCAUCAUCCCAGCGCCCGAGGAGAUCGUCCUCCCCGCCAAACCCCUCUCCUCGAUCCCGUACUUCCCCAACUUUGUCUCCUACCGCAAGGAACAGUUCGAGGUGCGCCCGCCCCGCUUCGCGGACCCCGAGAGCGUGCGUUCCCUUGCGGGCGAGAGCGUCGAUGUCGUGUUCGCGAUCCGCAUGCCGAGCGAACGCAUCGAGUGUCCGCCGGGCGUGGAUGAGGAGGAUCUCGAGGUCGUGCGGGAGUGGGGAGGGCUCGAACUUGGCGUGACCAAGGUUGAGAUUCGGUAG
Messenger RNA from Trichosporon asahii var. asahii CBS 2479, 795 nucleotides. RefSeq lists its product as uncharacterized. The record is from RefSeq and is a predicted model, not a curated record. The transcript is spliced from 2 exons. NCBI's taxonomy places the organism in Eukaryota, Fungi, Basidiomycota, Tremellomycetes, Trichosporonales, Trichosporonaceae. The coding region runs from base 1 to 795 and encodes 264 amino acids.